GGUCAAAAGGUAGCUUUGAAGAAACGACUUUAUUGGCUAAAGUGCCAUACGAUGAUCGAUGGAAUGCCGGUUAUCAUCAUUCAUUCGGAAUGUCUGAUAAUUAUGCUGUUCUUUUUGAGACACCCGUUAGAAUCUCUGUGAAAAAAUUGUUGAUGAGAAAAGUGAUCUCUUAUUCAUUCCAUGAUAGUUUAUACUGGAAAGAUGAAACUAAUACGAAUGUGAUUGUGGUCGACAAGAAAACCGGAAUGAAGCAUACGAUUCAGUUCACCGCUCCUCCCUUCUUUACUUUUCACCACGCAAACACUUAUGAAGCUGAUGGUUUUAUUGUUGCCGAUUUCUGUCACAUGAAAAACCCUGGGAAAUUCGAUGAUCUUUUGAUGGAACAUAUGAGAGAUGGCACGUUUGGAACAAGGAAUCCCGAUUUCAUUCCCCAUCUCUACCGUAUGGUCAUUCCGACAACGAUUCCUGAUGGAGCGAAAGAUGGAGAUGAUUUGAACAAAAGCUCUUCCCAUCAUCGCGGUUCCACAGCAAUUCUACAAACGGAUGGCUCUGUCUUCUGCACUCCCGUCAAACUUUGUGAUUUCACUUUUGAAUUCCCACGUUACAAUUGGGAUAAAUACAACAUGAGACCGUAUCGAUAUGUUUAUGGAUCAACGCUGUUGUUUCCCGAGGAAACGAAUAAACUUGUUGGGAUAGUAAAGGCUGAUGUGGAAACGGGUAAAGUGCAAUACUGGACGAGAGAUCAUGAGAGACAGCUGUGCGCGGAACCGGUUUUCCUUGGCGAUCCAGAGGGAAUCGAUGAGGAUGAUGGUGUCCUUUUGGUGCCAGUGAUGACGGUGAAAGACGAGGAUUUGCCGAUUUUCCUUAUCUUAGAUGCUAAAGAUUUAUCAGAGAUUUGCAGAUAUUCGAUCCCGACUGAUCGUCUUCCCCCAAGUUUCCACUCGUUAUUCGUGCAA
Molecule: messenger RNA, 956 nt
Organism: Mesorhabditis belari
Lineage: Eukaryota; Metazoa; Nematoda; Chromadorea; Rhabditida; Rhabditidae
Source: the annotation of a GenBank genome assembly